Messenger RNA from Symbiodinium natans, 2946 nucleotides. NCBI's taxonomy places the organism in Eukaryota, Dinophyceae, Suessiales, Symbiodiniaceae. The record is from the annotation of a GenBank genome assembly.
AUGCCCCCUGCCAUUCCCUUGGAACAUCCCGCCUCAUGCUUCAGGGUCCAGGCGCCAGCAGAAACGUUUCAGCGAGCGACGGGCCUGUCGGCUUUUGAGCGACCGGAUCAUUUGUUAAAGAAGGAGGGUGUUCAGGGAGUUCCGAACCCACUCACAAGCAGCCGCAACGAGUUGUGGCAUCUUUUCUGGCGAUGGGACGCGGUCAAGCGUUUGUGUUUGGCGGUUGAGGGUGAAUGGGAUUCUUCCAAGGUGUGUAACCUGUUCUGUCUUAGCAAACCUGAUGGUGAACUCCGGCAGAUCAUUGACCGACGCCCCCGAAAUUUGGCGGAAACGCCGCCGCCAGCCGACGGUCCGAAGAUGGGACAUUGCAGUGUGUUUUUGGGCUUGGUAGUACCGCAGAAGGGUUGCUUACGGGGCUCCCUUGAUGACCUUAGGAACUUUUAUCAUGCAUUCAAGGUGUCCCAGGAACGUGCGCUGUCAACGGUUGUCGGCCCGACGUGGUGUGCCAAAGACUUUUGGAACUCCCAGGCAGUGGCUGCCCUGCGUAAGCGGCGCCCUGACCUGAACAUUAGUCCCAGCACACGCGUGGCGGCGUGUUUUGCAGGACUAUCGAUGGGCGAUCACUACGCCCCAGCUAUUGCCCAGCUGAGUCAUGAAAAGGUCCUUGAAAAGUUUGGGGCUUUGAGAGCUGAGGAGCACUUGAAGUUAGGGUGUCCCCUUCCUCGAGCCCCGCUGGGUCAUUAUUCAGGGAUUUGUAUUGACGAUAAGGUUUCCUUGCAGAUCUUCCCAUCGUACGUGCCAGAGAGUGCAAGCGCGCAAGAAGCUCCAGGCCGUGAUCUCGAAGCAUGUGCGCAGGCUGACGAAGCAUACAUUGCAGUUGGUUUGGAGAGUCACCCCAAAAAGAAGUUCCGACGCGCUUCUGAGUUCAAGGCCUGGGGAGCGCACUUUGAGGGGAAUCAGGGGCUUGUAGGUAUGGACCGGGCCAAGUUGGUGUCCCUGUGCGCCAAUGUGUGCCCUCAAGUCUACGGGACAGAUGCCUCGCCCAGCGGAGUGGGUAUUGUCACCUGCCAUGUCGGACAGGAUGAUAUGCGCAGUAAAGAUAUUGAGGGUGAGCCGUCAGCGCCCGCAGUCCCUGCAGUAUCCUUGAUUUUCGGCAACUUUGAGCAGAUAUCUUUCACCAGUUGUGGCCGCGAGCUUUUCGAACGAUUUCGUGCCAAUUGCCCCCGCGUGCAUGACAUGACGCCUUCACAGUUUGCAGUCGAUUUUGUAGAGGUCUACUCUGGUAGAGUAGGCCUGCUGUGGUUGGCCCCACCUUGCACCACGUUUUCGCUGGCGCUUCAACCGUUGGAGGGCCCGUUAACUGCAGCUGCGGCUGUGUAUCCGCUUUCGUUAUGCCAAGAAGUGGCGCGGCUAGCUGCAAAGUUGUCGAAAGCCGAAAAGAUGCAUCAGGCAGAGUCACUAAAGCGCAAGAUGCGUUGGAUGAUGCAUCUGGGACGCCCAGGUCUUGGGCAAGGUGGCUUCUUUUUGGCUCCGCUGUACUUCUGGCUUCUGGUGGCGGUUACGCCUCAGUUGGUGCUUGGGCCGAGGCCUGCCAGUCAGCCUCGCGACAGAAAGGAUCUAGAGCGCGGCCGUGUGACCGAGCCGACGGCUCAGCUCCGCGCCAGGCUUUGGCAAGCCUUCAUGGAAUGGGUGGAGAUGGAAGAGCCAGGCACACCGCCCUUUCUGGAGCUCAUACGGGCAGACCCGAUCCGAGUCGCCAUGAUGGUAGAAGAGUACGGACGAGUGCUCUACGAGCAGGGCUCGAGCAGAAAGAACUACGCAGAGACGCUGAAUGCCCUAGUGCAGAAACAUGCGUAUGUCAAACACUUCUUGACAGGACCGUGGCGUUUACUGACAACGUGGGAGAGUCUGUGGCCAGGCAAAGUACACCCGCCCUGCCCUUUGCCGCUGCUCCAAGCGAUGGUGACGACGGCAGUGGCGUGGGAAUGGUUUCGCUUCGCUCUGCUCCUACUGAUCGGCUUUUACGCCUUGUUGAGGCCUUGCGAGCUCAUUUCCUUGACUGUCAAAGACUUCAUCCUGAGUUCAGAUUCUGGUUGCGACAGCGUGAUGUUUAUCAAGUUGCGCAUGGUCAAGUCAAGGACGCGUGGGGCAAAGAUGCAAAGCGUGAGACUCGACGUGCCUUACGUCGUCGCUUUUACCAAGAAGUGUUUCAAAGUCAUGGCCCGAGACGAGAAGAUUUGGUGUUACUCCACCAGAGCGACGUUGGCAAAUCUGAUCACGCCUCCGCCCAGUCCGGUGCGGACCAAAGCACGAUGCGUCAUCCUCCUCCGCAUCUGCAAAGCCUUGCGCUUCCUCCACCUCCAGUCUCCGGCCAUCAUGCAUGGCGACCUGAAGCCUGGAAAUAUCCUGGUGCCACAGACGAUGCAGCCCAAGUUGACCGACUUCGGAUUGGCCAGGAUGAUCAAGAACAUCGACGAGGGCGUGCUCUUCCGCGGCGGCACGCGGCGCUGGUCCGCUCCGGAGUCGAUGCGCAGCCGCGAGUCUGGAGCAAGGCCCGAGGAAGUGACGAUCAGUGCAGACAUCUGGUCCCUGGGCCGAGUGUGCUACUUCACAGUUACUGGUGAGCUGCCACUGGAGGAGUUUGGACCAGAUGCGACACCGCCGACGGGUGAUGAUGUACCCCUUCAGGAGGAGUGCCUGGAGCUGUGCGCAAGCUGCGGGCUGAUGGAUCCCUCGGCGCGCCCUUCGAUUUCAGAGGUGCAUUCCAGACUCUGGCACUGGCUCCCGCGCAAAGCAGGGGAGGGCGACAAGCUUCCAAGCAUGGCUGAAUGGUUGCUUGACGAUACCCUGCUGCCGCCGGACGCAGUGCCGCCUCGCCUACGAGGAUGCCUGGACAUCAGCUCAGAGGACGGGAACUUCGAGACGGACGCGAGGCAUCGCCUAUAG